AUGAACCAAGAAGCCCUAACGACGAUGUUGACCACCUUGCAACAGACUCAGAACGAGUUUUGUCAGCAAUUGCUUCGCGAGGUGAGGUCCUCGACUCCGUCACAGGCCGACGCCACUGCUGCUGCCAUCGCUGCGGCUGCUACGUUCGCUGCAGCUAAUGGUAACUUCGCAAAAUGUACGGCUCGUUACAGCGGCAGCAAAGAGGAGCACCUAGAAAGCUUCGUGGAUAACAUCGAAAGUUACAAGUCGUGCAUGCAUAUUACGGACGAAAAUGCUGUUCGCGGUUUGUCGCUACUGCUUACUAAGGAUGCAGGAGUUUGGUGGCAAGGUGUAAAAUCACAACUAAGGACGUGGGAAGAUGCGCUCGAUAAGCUGCGAAGUGCUUUCGGCGAGCGACGCCCUCCUUUUGUAAUAUACACGGAGCUUUUCUCUUUGGUUCAAGGUGAACAAAAUACGGAGAUAUUUGUUUCUAAAGCCAGAGCAUUGUUAGCUAGGUUGCCACCAGAAGACCUUAGUGAGCGAGUCCAAAUAGAUAUGGUAUUCGGGCUCUUAGACCGCCGCAUACGAAAAAGGUUAAAAAGAGAAAAGAUAGAUACGUUUGACACUUUGUUGAAACAUUGUCAAAGUAUUGAAGAUUCACGCAAAGAUAAUCAUGUACCCGUUGCGGCAAAGAAGUCGAGCGAUCGUCAAAGUACUACGGCAGCGAGCAUUUCGCCGAAUCGCGCAAGGUCGCGCGCCAGCGGUGCGAGCGACGUUGCUACGCAACGCGCCGCCGACGAGGCCAACGGCGCCAACGCUUCAACGUCGCGUGCGUCGUCGCCGGGUUCUUCCGAUCAAGCUGACGCCAAACCACGUCGUUUGUUUUGCGUUUACUGUCGUCGUGGCGGGCACAGUAAAGACAACUGUGAAAGGUUAAAUAAAAGUGAAAAAAGUGAUAAGUGCGUAGAAAAUAAAGUCGUUGAGAAAAUUAAGUGUUACGGUUGCGGUGCCCCUGAUGUUAUUCGGUCUAAGUGUUCUAAUUGUAACUCUAAAUCGGGGCUGUCGUUUUAUUCGCUCGACGUAGUGUCCUGUCACGUUGACGGCGCCGCCAACCCGCGUGAGGGCGGGUCGAGCGGACACGACUCGUCGCAACCUGCAUCACCGCCGCCCGACGCCGUGACGGCGCAGGUACGGGGCGGCGAAACUUCCGGCGUACGGCUCUGCGAAAGUCCUGCGCGUGCUCGCGAGUGUUUGCGAGAACGCGAUACUUACGCCGCCGGUCACGGGGCAGCGGCGGCGCCUGCGCCAGGGACAAGCGCCGCGCCGACCGCUAACCCCUCGCCUGCGCACUGUGGAGGAGGUAACCCUACGCAUGCCGUGGGUGAUUUUAGUUACGUACAAGCUUUAUUUUGUAAUGAUGAAAGUCAAAAUGUGUCUUGUAGUAAUGUUAGUCAAACUUUAUUUUGUAAUGAAAAUCAAGUUUGUGGUGAUAAUGUUAAUGUUUGUCAGGUCAGUGUCAAGGCUUCUCCCCGUCCUAUUAUGAUUAUAAAUAUUCUUGGGGCGAGUGGCUCAGCACUUGUUGAUCCUGCGGCUAAGGCUAGUGUUGCCGGUCACACGUUAUACGCUUUCCUGCGAAGUAAAGGACACCCGUUAGUGUCGUCAACAAUGAGUGUUAGGUUGGCAGACGGUGUUAGUAGGGAUAUGACUGUACUCACCGCGGAGGUGGAGGUGACACUGAAACACAAGACAAGAAAAACUAGUUUUGUGAUUUUUCCUGAUGCCGUUAGUAACGAGUCUCUCCUAGGAAUAGAUUUCCUUAAGGAUUUCGGUUUAAUCGUUGAUUUUCGCGACGAUCUUUGGUAUUUCGCUGAGAAUAGUAAACAAAAGUAUGGGUUACAGUUUGAAAGCGUGUCAUCUCCAGCUCUGUGUAUUGCUGCUUUAGAGGUACUUCGGGAGGACGAAGCCACUUUGUUCGGCGCGCAACAACACGAGUUGCUUGCCCAGUUGCCCCCUGAAAACAAGGACCUGUUUGAGCUAGGGGGAGGGCUAACUUUUUAUCCAGAGCACAGGAUCGACGCGGGCGACCGUGCGCUUAUCGCGGUGCCGCCUUGUCACGUCACGCCUGCCAAGAAGGAGGUCAUGCAAGCGGAAGUAGAGAAGUUGCUGGCGGUUAUGAUUUGA
Messenger RNA from Cydia amplana, 2160 nucleotides. RefSeq lists its product as uncharacterized. The transcript has a single exon. The record is from RefSeq and is a predicted model, not a curated record. The coding region runs from base 1 to 2160 and encodes 719 amino acids. Lineage: Eukaryota; Metazoa; Arthropoda; Insecta; Lepidoptera; Tortricidae.